Molecule: messenger RNA, 4408 nt
Organism: Stylophora pistillata
Lineage: Eukaryota; Metazoa; Cnidaria; Anthozoa; Scleractinia; Pocilloporidae
Biological process (GO): smoothened signaling pathway; protein localization to centrosome; microtubule organizing center organization
Cellular component (GO): microtubule organizing center
Source: RefSeq, a predicted model, not a curated record
AAAAUUACCCGAUACAUUUGUGUAAAAGGUUUGCGCGGUUUAUUUGAGAAGAAAGCGAGUACUGUUGUCUUCAUUGAGCCAGGAUCAACAUGAGUUAUUUCCAGUGAUCGAGAGCGAAAAAGAGGAAUGUCAAGUGUAUGGACAGGCAAACAGUGGACCAACUGUCAUCAUUUUUUCCUUCUAAGAGAGAUAAAUACAACGAAGAACAGAAUUACUUAAGAAUGCAGAGAAAUGGUGUUGCCCUUCAGCCCCUGAAUUUCCCUGUAACUCGGUCGAUACUGUGGAACAGAACUGCUCAAGGGGACACUGAAACUCUUCAUCUUACAACAAAAAGGAAUGUGAGGUUGUAUAUCAAUGAAAAGACCCUGCAUCUGGCUCGCAGACAUGCCAAUCAAAACAAGUCUUCCAGUGAAUGUUUCCUUGUCGGAAGCGUCUCAGUUGACUCAAAAGAGGACAGCAUUGAUGUUACUGUGGACAGAUUUGAUCCAGGUAGAGAAGUCAUGAUCAAACAGGGUACUGGAAAAGUCAAAAGGAAAGUUCCCACUACAGUUGUUCCUGGAGACCACAUUGUGCCAAUCACUUUAAUCCAAGGUUUGAGUGGAGCUGAGAACUCUGUAACACACACAACUGAAGAAUUUCAGAGAACAUUUCAGGUCCAGUUUGGUAGGAUCAGCAGCCAAGAAACUGUGAGUCUGUCACACCUUGUGAGCUUGAAGGUCUGCUGUCAGUCACACGGUGAUGAUGAUGAGAUCAUAAUUAACGUCAACUGUGGUGCCAUUGCCAUGGGAACAAAAAUAUGUGCCACUCCUGUAGUAGCUGUACCCAUCAUUCCAACAGCACUGGCCAGAAAUUUGUCAGGUCCACUAAGACUUAGUGAGGUUCAAGGUGUACCGAAAUGUGGAUAUUUGACCAUGGAUCACACCAGGAAAUUACUGUUGCUGCUUGAAUCUGAUCCAAAGGCAGUUUCUUUACCACUUCUUGGAAUUUGGGUGAGUGGAAUUUACAACAUUCAUCAUCCUUUUAUAUGGGCCUGUUGUCUGCGUUUUCUCCACUCAGCAGCUCUUCAGCAAAGGGUGUUUGCCCCUCCAGAUUCCUUCCUACUUCUGUUGUAUUCACCUGUGAAGAGUACACCAGAGUUCUGGGAAUGCCGACAAGAUCAGUCGGUAGUGAAACAAACACCUUGUAUCUUCUUUCAGCCACUUGGUUCCAGUUCUACUGAGCCAUUGUGCUUUGAGCUGUUUCCAGCCCCUGAGGGACUGGGAAGAAGUCUUUUUGAGCAAGCCGUGAAUGACUGGGAGAAAGAACAAAGAACAAUGAGGUUUGGUGGAGAUGAAGAUCUUUCUUCCAGAAACCAACCUGUCCCUCCAAUGUGGAAAGGGCCUGAGGAAGAGGAAUUCACUCCAGUUCCCAGACCCUCUCCAUCUCCUCAUCCUCAAAACUUCCAGCUUGUGCUUCCAGAAGUAGCUAAGACAUCUUUGUCUCUGAGCUUCGAUGAGCAGGCUACAGUUGAUACUCCAGAACAGGGCUUUGCAUAUCAGAAAAUUCUACCCAAUCCAAAACAUAUGCAUCAUCCAAAAUCUCAGAGUCAACAAGACCAAGAAAAUAAUCAUACAAAUAGAAUCAGUUCUGCAGGCCUAUUAAAAGCGAAAAACCCAGCUACAAAGAACAGCAGAGCAGUGAAAUCUUCUGACACUCAGAAUUCACCAUCAAGAGAACCAUUGAGGCCAAUAUUAGCUCCAAAUCAAACUCAAUCAAGGGUACUGAAGCAAAAACAAAUUCAUCCACAAUUACCUCAGAAAAGUAAGCUAUCCCAAGGCAUGGUUCAAUCAGUUUCCACUCAGAGGGUAACUAGUGCAGUACAUCAUGCACAUCAGAGACCACAGCAUGCUCUUCCAGACACUGCUACUGACAAGUCUAAAAGAGAUGGAAAACAAGUAUUCUCUAAGCAAGUGGAUGUUGUUCAGAAAAUUGAAUUAGGGAAAGUUAAACACACAGACAGCACAAAUCAUUUCAUGGUAGCCAAACCUAAAGGCUCAAAAAGUGCAGACAAGGAAAACUUGCACAGUUUUACAGGACAGUGUAAGGUUUCUCCAAAGCACAAAGCUGAAGGAAACAAAGAAACAAAGUUUGACUUGCCAUCUAUUAGACCAGCAGAUAACAGUAACAAUCCAACAUCAGUACACCAAAUUCAAAAGCCUUGUUUGGAGACAGUUUAUGAAGGAGAAACCCUAGAUGGAACUUUGAAUCAAAGUAUGGGUGAAACGGAACUACAACUUCAAAUUAAAGAGGAAAGCUCCCCCACACAUGGCAAUUUUAGUUUGUUUUCAUGUCAUUCUCAAAAGGGUACAAGCUGUGCAAAUAAUGAAUUUCUCAGGGAAGGAAAUACUGGUCUUGUAGUGGAUGAAUAUGAAGGAACAGUGCCGGGAAAUGUACAAGAACAGAGAAGUAUUAAUUUUCAUUCUCCAGACAGCGGAGAACAAGUUUUUAAAGACUUUACUUCAGGUUCUGUGUCAAGUGAGAUUGUACCCCUGCAAUCUCAGGAGAAAGGAGGGCAGACAUCAGAAGCUAAUGAAGAGAACCCUGACAUCCAAAAGCAUCAACAAUUAUUUAAGGAAGAUGUGCAGGUUGUAGGAAAUGUUACCACAAAGAAAAGAAUGGAGAGUUCUAUGUCAGCAGAAGGGUCACCCCUCCCUGAUCCUUACCAACUUCUUAUGAGACAAGAAGCUCAGCUAAGAGAACUUCAAGAACAGAUCAAGCUUCUACUGCAGCAACAAAAUGCUCAACUUCUUCCUGCUCCCAAUGCAUUACUCACUCCUCCCAGAUCUCCUCAUUUGGAAAGUUGUUAUGGCAACAACAGAUCACCUGACCCCUCUCCCAUCUCAAUGGUUACAGCAUGUACAAACACUGGUGCAAGUCUGCUACUUGGAACACCUGUGAAGCUUAACAGCAAGAGAUCAGCUGCUACAUCACCAAUAAAGGAAAAGGACUUGAAUCAGAAUAGAAGAGCUUUGUCAACUUCAAGUGAAUUUGUCAGUGAGAUGAACUUGCAGGCAGGCCAGCCAAACUCUAAACAGUUACACAGGUCUACCAAUCCUGAUGAAUUAGCAAAUCAGGUGAUAGAGAUUGAUGACCCUAGUCAAACAUUAGCUUCUUCUCUUCAUGCUGUGGACAUCCCAAGCUUUGUUGAUAGUCCUUCAGGCGUGACUAGCCCCAGUUCUAAUGCUUGCACUGAAGGAGGAGGCAUGGAAACAAGUCUCACAAGUCCUAUGUUAGGUGAGUGUAAGCAUAAAACCAGAAAAAAUCAAGAGGAACUGGUAGAGAGGAACUGGCAGAGAGGAACUGGUAGAGAGGAACUGGACCAAGUCAAGAACAUUCUUGAUCAUCAAGGUCAAGAAGACCACACCCCAGAAGACUCUUCUCAGAAAUCUGAUCUCAAAGAACCUGCCACACCUUAUUAUGCCACACGAGAAGAAGUUGUUAUGGCAACAGUGGGUGAGUUGGAAAAGUUGAAGGCCUCACCUCCUGGAACUAAAGAUGGACCUACAGAGAACCAUGUCAGCACUUUCCCCAAACAAUGGCCAUUCCACAGAUCAGCAUCACUGAGCAUUAUACCAGAUCAUCCUCGCAUUAACUACUUGUCACUAUCUGUUGAUGACACACUUGAUGAAGUUUUCAGUGAAGCAGACUUCAAAUACCUAACUGAUGAUCAACAACAGGAGCUUCAAAAAAUCAACAGUCAUGGCAAAAGCCACAGCCGCCAAAGAGCUGUUACUUUUGACAAUGAUAUUUCUCGAUCUCCCAUGGACUAUACUUGGAAUAACUUAUCCAUGGCUACCCAGCAGUACUUGGGAAAGUACUGCUUAGCUCCUAAACAUCCCGAUGGGCUAACUAAGGCCAGGAAAACAAAAGGAAUUUCCAGUAGUGAUUCUGGCCUCUUGAAUUCUGAAACAUUCCAAGGGUGUAAGGCACCACCUCCUACUCCAGAGCCCACCUCCAAAGAGGAAAAUACUUCAAAUAUUCUAGACAUCACCAGGCUGAAAAAGCUACCCAAGUUAAUUUGACAAACAAGAUACAGACAGAAGUACUUCUUAAUCUUAAAAAAAAAAUAGGCCAUUGAUUCAGAAGAAUAAUUUCUUACCAAAUGAUAUUUAGUACCAGUCAUGUAAUAAAGAGAUGCUUACUGGGUUUUUCUCUUCCAAACUGAAGAGUUUGAUAGUGAGCACAGUUUCCAUGCCAACUAGAAUCUAGAGAUCUGUGUUUUAAAACAAUGAAACACUUAAGAUACUCCAUAUGCCUUAAAAACAUCAUUAUUCAAAGAUUCUGGACCCCUUGGCCUUUACACUCGAUUAUCAUGCAGUAUGCAUAUCGCAGUAAAUGGCUUGAACCCGGGGGUAACAUUGUAAGAACA